Molecule: messenger RNA, 3000 nt
Organism: Cetraspora pellucida
Lineage: Eukaryota; Fungi; Glomeromycota; Glomeromycetes; Diversisporales; Gigasporaceae
Source: the annotation of a GenBank genome assembly
AUGUCUCAAAUAUUUCAAAAUGGAAGUAGCGAAUCUCCUUCGCUAAUAACUCCAAUAUCAACUACUUUAUCAACUACUUCAGAAAAAUCUAUAGAUUUUUCUUCAUUUUUAGCAAAAGAAUUUAAUGUUAAAGCAUGGAUAAAUGACGCUCUUUCUUGUGCAAAUUUAAAUUCUUCCCCAACUUCAAAUUCUUCAAAUUCGACUUCCACUGAUAAUAAUAUUGAUAAUAAAUCUACUCAUGAUAUUUCAUCCAUUAAUGAAUUACAAUCAUUAGAAUUUCAUUCGGCUGCUUUGGUAGAAAAACUUCAAUUUUUAAAUCAAGAAAUUUCUCUUCGUUUAGAAAAAACUAUCGAUGAUGUGGUUAAAGGAAUUCCAAAUAUUAUGUCCGAUCUUCAAAUAAUGUCUCAAGAUGUUGUUAACCUAAAACAAGGUGUUCUUCAUGUAAAAUCUAAUCUUACCACUAUCGAUGAAAAUUCUGGUAAAGCUUUGGAACGUUUGAAAUAUCUUGAUUUGGUUAAAUCUCGUAUGGAAAGUUCUAGAGAUUUAUUAAGAGAAGCUGAAAAUUGGAAUAAUUUAGAAUCUGAAGCUAGUACUAUUUUUGCUUCUCAAGAUUAUCAAAAAGCUAGUAUGAGAUUACAAGAUGCUGAAAAAAGUUUGGUAAUAUUUCAAAAUACUCCUGAAUAUGAUGAAAGAAGAAAAUUGUUAACUGAACUUCAAAAUCAACUUGAAGCUACUGUUAGUCCUCAAUUGGUUGCUGCUUUAAGUCAACAUGAUACUAGUGCUUGUCAAAAAUUUUAUAUUAUUUUCUGUCAAAUUGGAAGGAAAAAAGAAUUUUGUAAUUAUUAUUAUGGUUCAAGGAAAGCUCCUCUCGUUAAAAUGUGGCAAAAUGUUGCUUUAAUUGAAGAUAAUCAAUCUCAAUUAUUUCAUUCAUCCCAUUCACCUCAUUCUUCUCAAUCUUUUAAUUCAACUUCUGUUGUCUCUCCUACUGUAACCGCUUUUCAACAAGAUCAACAACCUUUAUCUCCUUCUCUUCCUCAAUUUAGAAAAAAAUUUGUUGAUUUUUUAAAAGAAUUUUUACAAGAAUUAUUCGUCAUUUUAAAUGAAGAAUAUACUUGGUGUGGUAAUGUAUUUCCUGAUAAUAAUGAAACUUUAGUAGCCUUAAUUGAAAACAUUUUUAAUUCCUUGAAACCUUCUUUGGGUGCUAGAUUAGCUAUGUUAGUUAAUUAUUAUAAUGAACAAUGUUUACCCGAAAUUAUUAAUGCUUUUAUGAUAACUGAAAAUUUUGGUAGACAAAUGGAAAGAGUUUUAUUUAAUCCUAUUCAAAUUGGUUCUGCUAUUGGUCGUAUUACAACUUCUUCAGGUUCAAUUCUUACUUCAAAACCUUUUUCAAAAGGUGGAAGUUUAUCUAAUUGGGGUAAUGUUAUUUUUGAACCUUUUUCUGAAUAUCAACAUGAUUAUUCAGAAUUCGAAAAAAAUUUUUUACUUAGUGAACUUAAAAGAAUUCUUCAAAUAAAUCGUGAUUCUACUUCAAUUGAUUUGGCUCGUAUUAUGGUUGAAAAUAUUGGCAAAAUUUUUUCUAUGGCUGAUGAUGCUUUACAACGAUGUAUGACUCUUACUCAUGGUUUUGCUGGUAUUGGUUUAGUUGAUGCUUUAAAUCAUUAUUUCAUUUCUUUUGUUAAAGAAUAUCAACAAUUAUUGGUUCGUUUAAGAAUUGAUUGUGGUUUGAAUAAUUUAAAUUCUAAUCAUGAUUUCAUUACAAUUACUCAAAAAAAUUCUAAUUUAAAUGAUUAUUUGGAUUUUGAUCAAGAUAAAUUACAACAAGAAGAUUGGUCUAAUUUUCAAAUUGGUUUAAGAUCUUUGGCUACUUGUAAAUUGGCUUUUGAUAAGUUACACUCUUUCGAAGAUUCUUUAAGGUUAACUUUGAUUAGUGUUAAAGAAUUAAUCGAUCAAGAUUUAGGUAAUGAAGAUUUGGAAUGGUAUGAAAGAAGAUCUAAUCUUUCAAUUAAUGAUUCAAUGGGUUUAAAUUCUAUCGGAACUCAAUCUUCUAUAUUAUUAUUAAAGCAAUCAUUACUUAAUAGUUAUCAAUUAGUUUCAUUACUUCCAAAUAUUGAAUCAAAUUCCACUGAUUCAAAAUUAUUAUCUUCUGCUCAAAAAUCAAUAGAAACUUUUAUAAGGCAAUCUCAACGUUUCGUUUUUGAUACUAUAUUUUUACCUAUAGUAAAUCAUCUUUCUAAUUUACCUAUGAUGGAAAUUUGGUGUGCCGCUGCUGAACCUGUUCAAGUCUCUCCAUUUAAUUUAGAGAUACCUACUUUUUCAUUGAGUCCAAGUGAAUAUAUUACAAGAAUUGGUGAACAUUUAUUAACAUUACCACAACAAUUUGAAGUUUAUGCCGAUGAUGAAAGUUUGGCUUUUAGUAUAAAAUCAUUACCUUUUUGUGAUGAAGUUGAAGGAAAAGAUGAUAAUAUUAGUGUUACUGGAAAGAAAGAUGAAAAUACUUUGUCUAAUGUACAAGGUUCAGAGGUUAAUGAAAUUAAUUCAAAAACUUCUACAUUAUCUUCAGUUAAGAUUGCGAGUGAGAGUACUGUUUCACUUGUUGAUCCUUCUAUCGUUCAACAACCACAACCCACAAAUGAGGAAAUUUCAACUGAAGAAGUAACACAUGCUUGGAUAACUUCCGUUGCUAGAGGAACAAUGCACGCAUUAUUUGAACGGAUUCUUAUGAUACCUCAAUUAUCAUCACAUGGUACUCGACAGUUGUUAACAGAUCUUGGAUAUUUAACAAAUGUUUUGAGUGCCUUAGAAAUUGAACCUACAAGGGAGAUUAUAAAAACUAUUAAAGUCUUGGAAAUGGAUGAGGAUAGUGUAGUUAACGCUUUAAGAGCAAAAACGGGAAGUAUUGGUCAAAGUCCGAUUAAUGAUUUUGAAGACGUAAAAGAUAAUGAAAUUUUGGAUAAAGUUGCAAGCGUUAGAGGAAUUAGAUUAUUAGAUCUAGGUUUUUAA